Molecule: messenger RNA, 1341 nt
Organism: Marmota monax (woodchuck)
Lineage: Eukaryota; Metazoa; Chordata; Mammalia; Rodentia; Sciuridae
Gene: Vstm1
Product: V-set and transmembrane domain containing 1
Exons: 11
Coding region: 141-1220 (359 amino acids)
Cellular component (GO): plasma membrane
Source: RefSeq, a predicted model, not a curated record
AACACUGCACCCGGUGAUGACAGAUCCAAAGCAUCAGAGCAAAGCCUCAUCCUCUGGUCUGGGCUCCUGGCGGGCAGGCGGGGAGAGCGCUGCCUGCUCCGCCUGAAGCCAGGGUCAGUCGGGCCCCGGCAGAAGGCGCUAUGAGCGCAGAAUCCCUGUGGCUGCUCUGCCUCGGGCUGUGCCUGGGCCUUGCAGACCAGGGAGAGAACGAGAAACUUCCCAGGCCCUCGCUCUGUGCCUGGCCUAGCUCCGUGGUGGAACUGGGGAGCAGUGUGACUCUGCAGUGCCGGGCUGGUUUCCAGAAUGCCACCUUCAUGCUGGGGAAGUUGCACGACCCCGGGUUCAAGCAAGAGCAGAGCUCAGCAGAAACCAAGGCUGAGUUCCCCCUGGCCAGCCUGCAGCCUGAGGAUGCCGGGGGCUACUUCUGUGCCUACAAGACGGCAGCCACCGGCCAGUGGUCAGAGCAGAGCCAGCGCUUACAGCUAGUGGUCACAGGAUCCUGGCCAGCACCUUCCCUCUCAGUCAGUGCAGACCCCGAGGCUGCUCCAGGUCACAGGACGCUGCGAUGCCUGACUCCAAACAAUGGCUCUGAGUGCCUCAUCACCGCUCUGCUGAGAACAGGCACCCCAGACCCCGUGCAAGUCAAGGAGGGGAGAGAAAACCAAACCGACUUCACGCUCCGCGAGUCGAGCGAGGACAGGGGAAGCUACAGCUGUGUGUACUACCAGUGCGACUGGCCACACCUGGGCUCCUCCCGCAGCAGCCGCCUGGAGAUGCAGGCGACAGAUGAAACCGAUGGACCUGGAGCUCCCUCCACAAAAACAGACCUCAGAAGCAUCCUUGCCGCCACCUUUAGCUGCCUGGCCAUCGUCCUCCUCCUCAUCUGUGUCUUCCUGGUGGAUGGGUGGACACGGCAAGACGCGUCGGGCGGAGACUCCUCCAAGAGAAGCAGCCAUUCCAAAUGUGACAAGCAGGAGACUUCAGAUUUCGCUCACCUGGAAAAUUCACCUGUCCCCAAGGCCUGGGGGACCCAGCAGGAUCGCAGACGUCAGGUUCGUCAGGGUCUCUGUCCCGGGUCGGCAUCCCAGCCUCACAGAACCCACGGUUGGUCUGCUGAAGUGACCCAUGUUGAGCUGAACGCCGACAUACCCUCCGAGGUGGCUUCUGUCCCCGCUGAGGUGCCCCCAGCAUCUCGAGAAGGUGCAGAGCUGGAAGUGUAGAAGAGGGGGACGCGCUGGGGGAGGGAUUAGGAGCACGGUGGUGAUUGGGAAUGCGGAAAUCCAUUUGUCCCUGCGGCCUUGCUCGUAGCCACAUCAAUAAAAGAAGUUUCUCAUCUCAGAA